CUGGUAACUGGCGUGAGACACUAACUUCCCCGUGGUGCUCGGUUAUAAAAGGGGACUCAAAAGGACCGAUUAUAAACCUGCAGCUUUUUCUAGAACUGCUCCCUGCCAAACAUUUAGUGUGGCUGUGGGCGUUUACGUGGAGCACGUGAAGGCGUCACGUUCGGGUCCGUUUAGCUCCGUCCGCUGCUCCCUGACAGUUGAAGAGGACACACCGAGGCACGAAGCAGCGAGAAAGACAAAAUGAAGGACGUCAAUAUUCUGCGGAUUCUCGUCAUAAUCCUGUGUGCGGUGGUUUUUGUUGCCGUUUUAGUCUUUAACGCUUUGGCCGGAGCGGGCAAAGGUCCCUUUCAUACUUCUACAGGAAAUGUAUCAGCCCGCUAUGAGACAGGCAUCACUCCAGCUGGCUGGACCUUCUCCAUCUGGGGUGUUAUCUAUACCUGGCUCACCCUGAUGGUGAUUUAUAUCACUUCAUACACAUGCAGAGGAUCCUGGGCUCAGUGUCUGCUGCCCUACGGCUUCCAUAUUUGCUGGCUCUCCAACAUGGUGCUGAACAUUAUAUGGCUCCUGCUGUGGGACGCAGAGAUGAUGCUGGCGUCUUUGGUCGUUUUAAUCCUGAUAGCGGUUUCCGGCUACAGUGCUCUGUUCUUCUGUUGCUUUGCCACAGAUUACUAUGGACUCUGGUUACAGACAUACCAUCGCAAAGACCUGACCUUUCUCAGAGUACUGGUCCAAAAUGGUUUGGCUGUCUACGCUACAUGGACUUCUAUCGCCUCUCUGAUCAAUUUCUCUGUAGUUCUCCACCUGUGGGGUGUGGAUAAGAGCACGGCAGCAACUGCGUCACUGUGCAUCCUGUUUGCAGAGGUGGUGGCAUGGUAAGCUCUGAUUGGAUGAGGUUCAGGCACA
Messenger RNA from Pundamilia nyererei, 903 nucleotides. RefSeq lists its product as uncharacterized. The coding region runs from base 241 to 876 and encodes 211 amino acids. The transcript has 6 exons. The record is from RefSeq and is a predicted model, not a curated record. Lineage: Eukaryota; Metazoa; Chordata; Actinopteri; Cichliformes; Cichlidae.